AUGAGUGCAAAUGAAAAGGAGUUAUUUGAACUGCAGAAAGAGAUAAAUGACUUGGAGAAGAGUCAGGCAACGUUGAAGGAGAAGGGCUACAAUUUCAAGGAGCAGAUCAAUGCUGGCUUCAAAAACUUGGACGAGAUAUGCAGCACGUUGGACAAGCAGGACAAGGCCACCAACCAGCUCGCACGUCGUCUGCCCGCUCUGCCCAGCUCGGAGGAGGCCAGCGAAAUGAAGAGCAAGAUUGGCGACAUCCGCAACACGAUCAAACAGUCGAAAAAGACGUUCCUGCCCGAGACGGGCAGCAUGUUUGUCCGUCUCUUCCUGGGCCAGGUCAACGUGAAGCACUAUCGCGAGGGCGAGCGCUUCCGUCUCAAGACCGAGUACGAGAAGUUCAAGUCCAAGACCAAUCCCCAGUUCCUCGGCUUUGUCGUCUUGCUGCUGCUGUUCCCCAGCAACACAUUCAUCAUGACCACAUGGCAGAUAUGGAUGCUGUACUAUUACGUCACUCUGGCGCUGCGCGAGAACAUCCUUCUGGUCAACGGCUCGUCCAUCCGACCAUGGUGGAUCACACAUCACUACAUGUCCAUCGCUGGCUCGCUCACCAACCUGCUCUGGCCACCCUACUCUGCGUCGUUCACACACUUCCUGCCUCAGCUGACCUACAUCUCUGGUCUCCAAGGUCUUGUCCAGAUCCUUUCCAGCAAAUAUCAACAAGGGCAACUUUACAAGUUAACAGCAAUGGGCAAAGCAAACAUAAUGGAUGUCACUGGAGAGAAUAUGAUUAGCGAUCCUGGUUGGACACCUAGCGCACUGUUCUUAUUGCCAUUCCUCAUUCUGGUACAUUGCUUUGAGUUGUUUAAUGGUGUCACAUUCUUGUUGUACUCGGCAAAGUCGUUGGAGUGGCAGGUGGCCGUCAUGGGCAUCAUCUUUGUCAUACUGUCAAUUGGCAACUUUGUCACAACCGUUCAAAUAUACAUGGCUAAAUGGAGCUCAACAAAGCAAGAGAGGGAAAUCAGCAAUGGCAAUGGUAAUGGCAACGUAACAAAGAGUGGACAUAGGACAACAACAACUGUAGGCAACAACAUCGACAAGAAGAAGUCAAGUUAG
Acytostelium subglobosum LB1 is the source of this 1104-nucleotide messenger RNA. RefSeq lists its product as hypothetical. NCBI's taxonomy places the organism in Eukaryota, Evosea, Eumycetozoa, Acytosteliales, Acytosteliaceae. Gene Ontology annotation, cellular component: membrane. The coding region runs from base 1 to 1104 and encodes 367 amino acids. The record is from RefSeq and is a predicted model, not a curated record. The transcript has 2 exons.